AGAUUGGCUUAUCGAUAGUAUAAGAGGAAACCGGAGUUGAAGUUUUCGGUCAGUUCAGUUCUUCCCCGCACCGUCUGCUGCAGCUCGGCCUCUCCCGCUCUUUCUGAGCGACAGGGUUCCUCCAGGUUUCCUGUCGUUCUGCUGAGACCCAGAGACCCAGAGGGACCUUACCGCUGUGACAAGACUGCCAUGGACUUCUCAGAAAUGCCUGCCUCAGACCUGACCCCCGAGUCUUACAUGCUCACUGAAGAAAAUUCUCGAGGCAAUUCAGAGCCUUUUAACUUCUCUGAAACUUUAACAAGGAACCUUAGUAAAUUGUCUAUCAGCGCUGGCGCCACUAUGUGUUCCCUUCCACCAGAGGAUUUACCCCAACCCCAACCGCCGGCUAGAGAAGAAACAGUCACCCAGGCUAUGAAAGGUGGCGUUUUUAUGCCUUACAGGAGAAGAGGAGUGAGGACUCUGUUAUCUGAGCAGAAAAACAGGCUGGCAAGACUGCGAUAUAUUAUAAUCAAGAAACUUGAGAAGCGUGAAAGAGAGGAAGAAGACGACGAUGACGACAACAACAACACUGGAUUUCAGGAUCCUCAGUGGGGUAAAUCAAGAGGUAAACCAUUCAGAUGCAGGUGUAAUUUCUGCGUGCUUAGCAAAUGGGAUCCUAAAGAAAAUGCUAAAUAG
Molecule: messenger RNA, 675 nt
Organism: Microcebus murinus (gray mouse lemur)
Lineage: Eukaryota; Metazoa; Chordata; Mammalia; Primates; Cheirogaleidae
Source: RefSeq, a predicted model, not a curated record